AUGGCCGAGCCAGCUGCCAGCCCGGUCAAGCCAGCCCUGACUUCUACUCGCUUAUCGACACAUUCGAGCCCAGCCAUUCCAGUGGGAUUGAAUGAAGCUGCAGUUGAUUCCCCGACCUUCCGAUCGGUGGCUGCUCACUUCGCCGACCAGGUCGAUGCAAUCGAACGAUGGCUUGACGGCUAUGUCAAGUCUACCUCCAAAGUUGUCCACGACAUCCUCGCCCUUGAAGAAACCAUCAACUCCUUCCUAUCUAAGAAUGUCCCCCCGCCUAAUGCUGCAGAUGGCACACUUGAUCCCGAUUAUACUGUGCUGGCCCUAAAGAGAAUUGGAGAUGGCCAGCGGGAGUGGUGGAUGUCAAUCAUAAGUACCAUGCGGCGCAUGGACGGGAUCAGCGUUGAACCUAUCCGCGCAUUCUUGAACGGCGAGCUGCGGACAUUCAAGGAAGUAAGGAAAGCUCUAGAUCAGGCGCAAAAGACGUUCGAUAGUACACUCGCUCGAUAUGUCAGCCAGUCAAAAACGAAAGAACCGUCAUCCAUACGCGAGGAUGCAUUCGCCGUAUACGAGACCCGAAAAGCCUACCUGAAGGCAUCCAUGGACUAUUGCCAGCUAGCUCCGCAGCUUCGCUUUACACUUGACAAGCUGUUAGUGCGCGUAUCAUCCGAGAUGUGGCGCGAGAUGAAGCGUUCACGGGAUGCUGCCACAAGUAUCAACAAAUGGGGUGAGGAAAUGGAGAGGAUCCGUGGCUGGUCUAAGGAGAUGGAAGGCUCCGAGGCUGCAUUCAAACGUGAAUUGCAGAUUGCUCGACGCGACAUAGGCGAAAAUGCUCUUGCUCUAUUCAAGCCAUCACGAGAAAUCGAUGAUUAUAGCGCCUCGACCGUGCCCUUUCUGGGCUCUAGGGGGCCGAUGAACGUACGACCGAAAGAUGAGUCUGCUGUCAUUUCGGAGAAGCAGGGCUGGCUGUUUCUGAGAACUCUCACAGGAAAGCCUGUCCGGGCCAAUUGGGUUCGCCGGUGGUAUUAUUGCCGUGAUGGCAUCUUUGGUUGGCUCAUCCAGGGUCCACAGGGCGUGUUACAGGGCGAUGAGAUCGGUGUUCUCCUCUGCAGCGCGAAGCCUGCUGUGCAGGAAGAGCGGCGCUUCUGCUUCGAGGUCAAGACCAAAUCUCAGACACUUUUGCUACAAGCCGAGACGCAGACGCAACUUGUCGAAUGGUUGGAAGUCUUCGAAGUUGCAAAAAAGCAAGCAUUCGAUGCGAGCAUGGGUCGCGAUAAUGCCUCGCUACCUGGCGGUAUUGAUCCUGCUUUUGCAAUCACUCCGCCGUCAAUCCCAGAAUUUUCAGCUCAUCUCCUCGGCCACCACAGCCUGCCCUACAAACGACUGGAUGAUGAUCCGUUUGUCACUGCGAAUACCCAAGCUGUGCCCGUCUCCAACGAAGACAACAAGUCGGCUUUGAGUGGCCACAGGAAGACCGUCAGCGUUGAUGUCCCACAUCUGUCUGUCCCAAGAAUCCAGGAGAAACCAGUAGCGGAGACAUUCCCUCCCGACUAUCCUAUUGAGCUCAAGAUUCAGCAUGCGCAAUUCAGGCUCCUUUUUCCAAACGUCCCACUUGAGGAGAAACUGGUACUAGUUUUCAAUGCGGCUUGGACGAGCACUUCCGAAGAUGGCUCUAGUAAAAAUCGUGGUCUUGCUGGAAAUGGGCGAAUCUACGUCACCGCCGAUAACAUGUACUUCUAUGGACAACAAAUGGGUCUCGUGGUUGCGUAUACCCUCACUCUCGACAUCAUCACCGAGGUAACAGCAGCUCCAGGCCGGGACUGCGACUUCAUCUUUCUGCAUUUGGGACAAGACAUGAACAAUACCGGCUUCACCCGUAUAACGAUUAAGACUUUCCUCGAGGACCUCCCCCUUCUUCAUUCGCGACUCAACCUUUUGAUUGACGAUCUCCAGGCUGAGGAGCCAAUGGAUGUCCCUGAGAUUAUCACAGCCCUCAAAAAUCUGGAAAACGAUGAAUAUGAUAAGAAGAGUCCAAGCGUCGAGAGUUGGGAAGAAGUAUCCUCAAAUACCCCGAUUGACGAUGGCACGCUUUCUGGGCGGCCGGUGUCGAGAAGGCUCAGAGAUGUCAGCGGAAGGCGGUCACAAAGAAAUCUCCUCAAACCAGCCCCUAAGCUCCAGCUACCAUCUCAUCCAGUAGUGUACGAGCCUGAGGGUAUGCAGAGAAAGGUCGAAGAGCGGCAUUUCGAGCUUAGUGCUAAAGCUUGUUUCCACGUGCUUUUUGGAGACAAGAGCUUCAUCUUUCCCAAGUUGUAUUUUGAACGUCGGGCCAAGGAGAUCGCUCAAGGACCUUGGGAGCUAGGCGACCAGGGCAAGAUGAAGAGACAAUUCAAGUUUGUGGUGGACUACGUGGAUAUGCUUGGGAGAGCAAAGCCAGUGAACGUUACAGAUACCCAAUCUGUCGACAUAUUCAACGAUCAUAUAACAUAUGUCGUAACACAUGUCAAGACACCUUGGCAUCUACCUCACUCACAAGCAUUCAAGCUGAUUACCAAGGUUGUGAUCACACAUCUGGCCAAGUCCAAGUGUAAACUAGCCAUCUACACUAAAGUAGAUUGGUCAAAGACACCGACAUUUUCAAAGAGCAUAGUCGAGCGACAAGCCCUCAAUGAUGCUACUCGAGACGCUGAAGAGCUAGCUGAAGUUGCCACAGACCAAGUUCGCAAGCUUGGUCCACACAGCCGGACGAAGCGUGCUAUUCAAGUCUACGGAAACAUUGGGCAGCAGGCACAAGUUGUCGUCUUUACUCCUGGAGAGACGGAAGCAGCCAAGAAGCCACAAAUCAAGCCUCGUACUCUGACGGAGAUGCUUUUUGAAACCCUACGCUCCUUCAUGGAGAGUGUGGUCACGUCUCUCAUCAUGUGGGCCGUUGGAGGCGUCAGAAAGUUCUUUAGCAUCGUUACCGCGAAUCGCAUCAUUUUACUUCUUCUAGGCUUCAGCAUUUUCACGAACGUCGUGUUUACUGGACGUCAGACCUCAACGUGGUGGUCAGAGAGGCGGGCAACACGGUUCAUGAAUCGCUUGGGCGUUGGUCCCAAUGUCAUGAUGAGCAAGGCGGUCUACAUUCGAGACUUUGAGGAAGCGGCUCAGGGGACAUCGGUCAGCCUUCUUGUGCCGCAACAAAGUCACUGCUAUGACACCUUCAUUGGAGUCGUGAAUGCGACUGACAUGGAUGCGCCGCACGAGGAUGCGGGAUCCGCGCUGACAUCGGCUACGAGUCGAGCCACAGCCCGUCGCAUCCGCCGAACUCGUCAGCGUCUGGGCUCGUACCGACAUGACUUGCUGGUGGCCAUGCGCAUCGUCAAUAGUAUUGAUCAAGAGAUGAUUCAGUCGGAGUGGGAGAACUGGUUAUCUGACGAGAACACCCGCUGCGAGCAGGUGAAGAUCAUGCUUACAGAGAGGAGAGACGAUAAGGAGGAGGCUAAUGCGAGGAGGAACAGCGCGCCGCAACAGCAGAAGGUGAUGAGACCGAUUGAUGGGAAGAGAAUCGAGGAGCUAAAGCAGUGGCAUUCAGAGUAUUGUGGCAGCUGCAGGACCGAUCGGGACCAGUUGCUGGCGCAGAGGCAGAACGAGAUGAUUGCAUGA
Molecule: messenger RNA, 3633 nt
Organism: Phaeoacremonium minimum UCRPA7
Lineage: Eukaryota; Fungi; Ascomycota; Sordariomycetes; Togniniales; Togniniaceae
Product: putative transcription factor protein
Exons: 4
Coding region: 1-3633 (1210 amino acids)
Cellular component (GO): plasma membrane; cytoplasm; endoplasmic reticulum
Molecular function (GO): protein binding
Source: RefSeq, a predicted model, not a curated record